Anolis carolinensis (green anole) is the source of this 4906-nucleotide messenger RNA. It is a transcript of the gene olig3, whose product is annotated as oligodendrocyte transcription factor 3. The record is from RefSeq and is a predicted model, not a curated record. Gene Ontology annotation, cellular component: nucleus. Bases 536 to 1447 code for a protein of 303 amino acids. The transcript has a single exon. Gene Ontology annotation, biological process: positive regulation of transcription by RNA polymerase II; axon development; sensory organ development. NCBI's taxonomy places the organism in Eukaryota, Metazoa, Chordata, Lepidosauria, Squamata, Anolidae. Gene Ontology annotation, molecular function: protein dimerization activity; E-box binding; DNA-binding transcription factor activity, RNA polymerase II-specific.
GCGAUACAGCGCCCCCCCCCCCAAAUAAACCCGACUCUCUCCUUCACCUCGCCAGCCCCUCGCCUCGGAGGGGCCCCCGAGCUGUCAAUCACGGGGGAUAAGGGCGGGGCUGGGUCUCCUUGAUUAAGUGGGACCGUCCGAGAAGCCCUGAAGGAAGCCUCCCGUUGUCCUCCUCCUCUUCCUCCGCAAGUCCCCUAUCUCUUUCCUUUCAUAGAUUGGGAAGGGGCGUCCUUUUGUCCCCCUCUCUCCCUCCCCCUCCUGUCUCUAUAAAAGCCCUGCCUUCAGAGAAAGCGCGCCCUCAGUGCCAGCGACACCAGGACCAAUCCGCUCUUCGGGAGAGAUUGGAGAGGGAAGGGCUGAAGGAGAGUUAAAGAGCGGGCAGGCAUUUCCCUUUCCGGCCCUGAGACUUGGGCUGCUCUUCUUCCUCCUCCUCUUCUUCUUCCUCACCUGGGGCUGGCUCGGAGGCGUUGAAGGUGGCUGCUGGAGGCGACUCCCCUCUCGCCCAGCCCUCUCCUUCCUUCCCUGGCCCCCUACCAUGAAUUCUGACUCCAGCUCCGUCUCCAGCAGAGCUUCCUCGCCCGACAUGGAGGAGAUGUACCUGCGGGACCACCACCACCACCACCAUCACCACCACCACCACCACUCAGUCUCCUCCACCCAGGGCGAGGCGGGCCAGAAGGGCGCCUCCUCCUCCUCCAACGAAGCCCUGGCCCGUAACAGCUCCAAGUCCUCCUCGUCGUCUUCCUCUUCGUCUUCCUCGUCGUCCUCCUCGUCGGCCGCGGAGGCGGCCAAGUACAAGCUGAAGAAGCAGCUCUCGGAGCAGGACCUGCAGCAGCUGCGCCUGAAGAUCAACGGGCGGGAGCGGAAGCGCAUGCACGACCUGAACCUGGCCAUGGACGGGCUCCGCGAGGUCAUGCCCUACGCGCACGGGCCCUCGGUGCGCAAGCUCUCCAAGAUCGCCACGCUCCUCCUCGCCCGCAACUACAUCCUCAUGCUCACCAGCUCGCUGGAGGAGAUGAAGCGCCUGGUGGGGGAGAUCUACGGCGGGCACCACUCCGCCUUCCACUGCGGGAGCCACGCCGCCGCCGCCGCCGCCGGCCACCCCGCCCACGCCGCCCACGCCGCCCUCCACCCGGUGCACCCGCUCCUGGCCUCGGCUGCCAACCCGCCGCCCGCCCUGCCCGCCCUCCGCGCCCCGCACCCGCUGCUCAAGGCGGGCCCCGCCGCGCCCCCGCCCGCCCUGCAGCUCGGGGGAGGCGGCGGGGGCGGCGGAGGGGGCGGCGGCGGAGGGGGCGCCUUCCAGCACUGGGCCGGACUGCCCUGUCCCUGCAGCAUCUGCCAGGUGCCCCCGCCGCCCCCGCCCCCUCACCUCGCCGGCCUCUCCGCCGCCGCCGCCGCUGCCAGCCUGGCCCGCCUCUCCUCCGAGGCCAAGGACUUGCUCAAGUGAGGAGCGGCGGGAGCGAAGGCGAGCGAGGACGACGAGGAGAACCACACGCCGCGGGCCGAGGGGCGACUGACCCAGGAGGCCCCACGAGGGGCCGGGGACGGAGCGACGCCCCGAACACUGAGCCCGCCCGAGCCCCGGGGUGGUGCCCCGCAUGCAUGCUGCUUCCCUCUCUCUCCCCUCCUCCUUCCCCCUUCUUCCUCCUCUCCCCCCCCCCUUCCGCUUCUUCUUUGACCGGCUGUUAGGAAUGGUGGGAGUUGAAGUUCAAAACCCCCGGAGGGCCCAAGUUUGUCCAUGCCUGAUGCCGAUGAAGCCUCUUUCUGCCUAUAGUGGUACGGCAAUUGGUAGGCAGUUGAAAUUUUUUGAAAAUCGUGUCGGAAGUGACUUGAGAACAUACUGCAAGUCGCUUCUGGUGUGAGAGAAUUGACCGUCUACAGAGACGUUACCCAGGGGAUGCCCGGAUGUGGGAGGCUUCUCUCUUGUCACCCGCAAGGUAUUGCUGACAGAGGGAUGGCAACCUUCAGGUCAGCAACCCAACCUUUAGGUCAGCAGUCCAGUCAGCACUAAGGAUUUAACCUAUUGCACCAUCUCAGCUCCGACAGUUGAGAUGGAGCUGUUGGAAAGAUAGCGCCACCCCCUCGCGGAUUUGAACUGGCAAACUUCAGGUCAGCAGUCCAACCGGCACAAGGGUUUAACCCAUUGCACCACCAGUUGUGAUGGAGCUGUCGGAAGGAUGGCUUCCAUCCCCCUCAUCUAAAUUGUAGUUAAAACCUUCAAAUAAUUUCUCCCUCUUUUUCAGUACAGUAUAAAGGUUAGAGGUAGGACUGUAGGGGGGGGGUUAGGGGUUCAACCCGCCCCACCCCGAAAAUUUUCAGGUUUAAAAAAAAACUGAAUUACUCAUGAAUUGUAACUGAUCAACCAAAUCUCCAUGAGUGGCCACUGAAGUUUAUCGAUGGAGCCUGAUUUCUAAAUUAUUUUGCGUUAUGAAACUACUCUUCGUGAUUUGCUAAAAUAAAAGCCCCCCCCCCCCCGGGAAUUUUUUUCUGGCUAUGGCCCUGGUUAGAGGUACUUCGUUAAGAGUUUGAGAAAGGUUGUUUAAAAAGAUGACUUCCUCGAAUCUGGCCACCGUCCUAGCCAGUGACUAUGCUGGCUAAGAGAUUCUGAGACUCCAAAGCAAAUGUUCCAGGUUCUAUGACGAAGCACUGUUUCUCUUUAAGGUACUUGUUAUUGCUAGCCAGUAAACAAAGGUUGGAUAGAGGGUCGAAUAUUAUUUUGGAUCGCAGCCACGUAAUUUAUCUAUAAAACCCAGGACUAGAUUUAUUGAGGGUGUGCUGCAAGGUGGAUCCAAUAAGAGAAAUCUCUCCAUUACUGAACAGACAUGGCAUGGGUAUCAUGACCUCCACUUCCUGCUACUUUUCCUCUUCUUGUCUUUCUCGUCCUCCUCUUCACUCCUUCUUCCACUCGGGUGUCUCUCCCUUUCUCCUCUCUUCCCCAUUCCGAUCUCCAGCCCCAUCUACACUGUCCCCUUACUGCAGUUCAAAGCAGACCACAAACUCCCAGAGAAGUUGGGUUGCUGUGAGUUUUCCGAGCUGCAUGGCCAUGUUCCAGAAGCAUUCUUUCCUGACGUUUCGCCUGCAUCUAUGGCAGGCAUCCUCAGAGGUUGUGAGGUCUGUUGAUAACUAGUCAAGUGGAAAUUGGGGUUUAUAUAUCUGAGGAAGGUCCAGGGUGUGAAAAAUAACUCAUGUCUGUUGGAGGCAGGUGUGAAUGUUUAAUUGGCCACCUUGAUGAGCAUUGAAUAGCCUUGCAGCUUUAAGGAUCUGGCUGCUUACUGCCUGGGGGAAUCCUUUGUUGGGAGUUGUUAGCUGGCCCUUCCGUGGUCUUGUCCUCGUCAGCCCGGUUCCGGGAUUCCCUCUGUCAUCCUCUGCGAGAGAAACCACUUCCUUCAAGACCCGUUUGGAAGUGUAUGGAAUUGUCAGUGGAGAUGUGCCUCCCCUUCCAGCCUCCCGACAGCCAAGGGUGCCCUGCCUACACUGUCGAAUUAGUGCAGUUCGAAGCCCCUUUCACAGUCACGGCUCCAUGCCACAGGAUCUUGGGGUUUGUUGGCUGGUGAGGUUUGAUAAAGCGACAACUCCCUCGACUCCAGAACAUUGAGUCAAGUGCUGUCCAACUGCAAGAAUUCGACCCAUCAAAAGUCAUUUUUGUAUAAGGGCAUUGACAAAGUAACAGCUUGGUGCUUGAGGGUUGCUGCAAGUUUUCCGGGCUGUAUGCCCAUGUUCCAGAAGCAUCCUCGCCUGACAUUUCACCCACAUCUAUGGCAGGAAUCCUCAGUGGUUGUGAGGUAUUGGAAACUAGGCAAGUGGGGCUUAUAUGUCUGUGAAAGGUCGAGGGUGGGAAGUGUGAAUGUUAAAAAUAAAUCACCCUGAUUAGCAUUGAAAAGACUUGCAGCUUCAAAGCCUGCCUGAGGCCUGCCUGGGGGAAUCCUUUGUUGGGAGGUGUUAGCUGGCCCUGAUUGUUUCAUGUACGGAAUUCCCCUGUUGUCAGAAUGUUGUUCUUUAUUUACUGUCCUGAUUUUAGGGUGUUUUAUCGGGGAGGGCCCUAUAGAUUUCAGCAUCCCUGUCGGAAAAACAAAGGGUGUGUUUGUGUGUAAAUACAUCCUUAAAAAUCUGCAAUGUAGAGAGAACUAGGGCACCAUCUACGCUGCCAUAUAAAAUCCAGAUUAUCUGCUUUGAUCUGGAUUAGAUGGCAGUGUAGACCAGGCAUGGGCAAACCUCGACCCUCCAGGACUCGAAGUCCCACCAUUCCUCACAGCCUCAGGCCCCUUCCUUUUUUCCCUCAGCCCCGUAAGCUGUUAGGAAUGAUGGGAGUUGGAGUCCAAAACACCUGGAGGGUCGAGGUUUGCCCAUGCCUGUGCCUGGUGUAGAUGCACCAUUAGUUUUGGAUGCUCUGAACCCGAAAAAGUGACGUCUCAGACUUAUUGGGCUGGAUAGCACCUUUAAUGUGGAUCCAAGUUAGGAACAGGACUGGCCUUGAGUUUGCCAACAACCACAACAAAUCCCUCUGGCAGGCAAAACCUCUCACCAGAAGGGAAGACGAGUCUCCUCUGCAGCUCCGCGUCAAGUUCUCUCUGCAACAAGCCUUUCAGAGCCGAAGCCUUUGGGAACUCGGACGUCUUGAGAUUCGGGGGCGGCAAGAUUCAAACCACCAUAUGAGCCGAUGCGGAUGGGACCCUGCCCAGUUUGUCCUCUUUCCCUUCCUCUUCUUCCUCCUCCGACGCUUGCUCGAAUCCUCUUUUGCUUAGGACCUCACACAGACGUUGGCCGUGUCUUUAUUUUUUAUAUAUUCUCGAGAACUAUCGUUAUAUUUAUUAUUAUUAUUAUUGAACAGUGUUUCUGGAUGACACUUCGAAUUAAAAAGGAAAAAAGGGGUGGGGAAAUAACCCCACCCACCACCAAGAAACGAAAA